UCGGCCAACCAGAUGUUGAAACCCAUGAACCAGAUCUUGGCAGAGAAGAAUCGGGAACUCAUCCAAAGCCCAAUGGACAACUGUAUUUUAAACAGUAAGCCGCAUAAGCUUCCCUUUGUAAAGGCGUAAAUUAUGAACAUCGCGAAGGAGAUGCAGAAACCGAUCCGGCUCAUCGCGGCUGCAUGCAGAGAUUUGGGCAUCGGGAAGAACGGACAGCUUCCCUGGAGACUUCCGAAAGAAUUUCAGUUUUUUCUGGACACAAUUACAGCUGUGUCAACACCUGGGAAAAAGAACCUGAUUGUCUGGGGACGAGUCUCCUGGUUUUCUUGUCCUGAGAAGGUCUUCCCUUUGGCCAAUGGCAUCAAUGUGGUGUUGAGCAGAAAGCUGAAGUCAGUGCCAACAAAUGCUCACUAUCUGUGUCAGGAUUUCGGGUCAGUAAUUCGUCUGGCUUCUGAACCUCCUCUAUGUCACUUUGUGGAGACCAUCUGGCUUUUAGGAGGCCCUGAGAUAUAUAAGGAAGGUCUUGAUCAUCCGUGGUGUGAUCUCAUUUAUCUCACUGACAUCAUGGCUGACUUUGACUGCGAUGUCUUUUUCCCAGAGUUCGACCGCAAUGUUUUCACAAAACAAAAGGGCUUUCCUGGAGUUCCAGAUGAAAUUCAUGAAGAAAAUGGUAUUAAAUUUCAAUUUCAAGUCUUCAAGAAGGAGGCUCAGGACUGAAGCAGUGAGACACAGUUUACAAGUCGGAAAAUGUACAAGUUGUUUUAUGUUUACAUAACCUGAAAUAGUAUUUGACUUGUUUUAAUACAAACAUUACAGUAUCAUGCAUAGCUCAAGGGCUCUUUGAUUACCUCUGUGCUGUUGUACUUCACUAUGCAAAACAUUUCAGAACAGCUAGUUCUUCAUAUUGUCAUAAUCACCAUUAUCUUGCUUUAUUAUUACAUAAGCAGUCGUGCUAUACGUGAUAUGAAACAGCAGAUGGACCAGCAGACAAUGCAGCCAGCGAUGAACACUACUUCCCUCACUAUUACACAUGCAACAGUUUGUGACCACUCACCAGAUUCUCAGUUACUCAUGUCACCAUGGUGACACAAGUGUAAUGAAUCAAAGCAGAUCAGGGGGAUGGGAUACAGUAGGAGUCAUGUAUGUGUGUACUUGAACCUUAUAACCAUUUGUUGUGUGCCUUACUGCUGCUACUUAAUUAGCAGUAUAUUUUAAACCAAGCUUUGUUGAAUGUAAUAAAAUGUGUGUGCAGUUUUCAGUAAAGUGCACUUGAAGUGUAAUGUAGAUAGUUCUCAAUGAAGUGUAAUCGUUCAUUUAGGUUUCUGAUGUCAUUCGCACAUUGUACAAGCUAGACAGUAUCCGCUACUAUGUUAUUGUGAGGUGCUACAUUAAAGUAUUUUCUAAUAC
Myxocyprinus asiaticus (Chinese sucker) is the source of this 1407-nucleotide messenger RNA. RefSeq names its product zgc:153031. Gene Ontology annotation, biological process: dihydrofolate metabolic process; folic acid metabolic process; tetrahydrofolate biosynthetic process. The transcript has 6 exons. The record is from RefSeq and is a predicted model, not a curated record. Gene Ontology annotation, molecular function: dihydrofolate reductase activity; NADP binding. Gene Ontology annotation, cellular component: mitochondrion. Bases 133 to 717 code for a protein of 194 amino acids. Lineage: Eukaryota; Metazoa; Chordata; Actinopteri; Cypriniformes; Catostomidae.